Molecule: messenger RNA, 2475 nt
Organism: Plasmodium vinckei vinckei
Lineage: Eukaryota; Apicomplexa; Aconoidasida; Haemosporida; Plasmodiidae
Product: general transcription factor 3C polypeptide 5, putative
Exons: 1
Coding region: 1-2475 (824 amino acids)
Biological process (GO): transcription initiation at RNA polymerase III promoter
Cellular component (GO): transcription factor TFIIIC complex
Source: RefSeq, a predicted model, not a curated record
AUGUACAGAGAAUAUGACAUUAAAAACGAAGAUAAUAAAUGUUUUGUUGAUGUAAAAAGGAAAAAGGAUAGAAAUAAGAACAUAAAUUUUGAACCAGUAAAAAAAAGUAACUAUAUAUGUGUAGAAAUUCCUGGUAAAAUAAAAAAGGGGAGCAGUGGAUUAUCUGCUGUUGAAUCUUUGGGGGGGUUAAAUAAAAUUACUGAACUUUUUAAACAUGAUGAAAAUGGUUAUGAAAAUGAAGGAGAAUCUUUAAUAUUACGAAUAAAUAACAAUGACAUAUUUUCAUCUUUUGUUUCAUCCAAUUGUACAAAAGUUAAUAACAUUUUAAUUAAAAUAAAAAAGACUAAAAAAAAUAAAUAUAAGAUUGAAUUUAUGGGUUUUGUAAAAUAUUUGUAUUAUUUUGAUAGUAUGUCUGAUUUUUAUUAUAUUCCAUCUUUUUAUAAUAGGCACAAUUAUAGCACAAAUUAUAUACACUAUUUAACAAAAGACGAAAAAGAAAAAAGUAAAAAAAGUAAAGAUAAUAAAAAUGAGCAAGAAAAUAAUAAGUCCACAUUUCCAGAUAGCUAUUUUGAUUAUUUUUUUCCAAAUAAUUUAAACCUUACCACAGAAUGUAAAAACGACUUUUUUCUUAACCAACUUAAUGGGGUCCAUUAUCCAUGGAAUAAUUCAGUUUGCUUCGAUAAAAAUCGAGAAAAUAAUGGAGAGAAUAAUGCUGAAAAUGAUAGUGGUAAACAAAUUGCCAGCACAUUUGGGGUUCCAAUAUUGACUGAUGGAAAGGAAAACAAUAUAACGGGUUCGGGACCUCUUAACUUGCAUCCACAUAUAUUUGGUCCCAGGCAAUUGGAUAAUUUACCUUGUUCUAAUUUCAUCCCUUUUGAUAAGAAUUUUUCCUUAAAGACAUUUGAUGAAAAUAAGGAACUUGAUGAAUAUUUUUCUGAUAAAGAAAAAAAGGAAUUAUAUAAAAAUAUUUUAAAUUAUAAAGAUGCUUCAAAUAUGUUUGAUGAUAAAACUGAUUUUAAUUUUUCAUCUGAUGAAAGUGAAGGAUAUGAAUUACAAUCUUGUAUACAUAGUAAAAGUACAAUACCUUAUGAUUUUAAAAAAUAUAAAUCUCAAAAAAUAAGUAAAUAUAUAAGAGAGUAUAAAUAUUUAAUAAGUAAAUUUACUGAGCCAUUUGAUUCUAAAAAUGAUAUAAAAAAUGAAGACUUGGAAAAUUUUAUUAAAAAAUUAAUAAUAAAUAAAAAUGAAAAAGAUCAUGACUUACCUAACAAAUCAGUACCAUUUCAGUUUGUUGCUGAAAGUGUAGAGAAAGAAAAAGACGUAGAAAAAGGAAGUGACAAAUUACACAUCAACAAUAAUAUACUUUACAAUGAUAACUAUAUGGAUCAGAACAUUUUCAAUGAUUCUAGUGAUUCAAAUGGCAUUAGAAAAGACAGUAAAGGAGAUAACAACCAAAAUGAUAGUAGUGAUGGUAUGAACAAAAUAAUAGUGAGUAAAAAAACGGUGCAUUGUAAUCCGAUUGCCAAUUUUAACGACCCAAUAUAUCCUACAAUUCCAUAUGAAUCUGCAUUAAAAAAGUAUGUAUCUGAUGAAUUAUAUAAUAGAGUAAAAUGUCUUUUUGAUAUUCGGCCAAUAUGGGCAAAAGAAGUUUUAGUAGAACAUCUUGAAAAUGUAACAACAUAUUGUUUAAAAAGUUGUUUUUCAAAAAUUUGUUUUUAUUUUGCUAAUGGACCAUGGAGACGUACUUAUUGCAGAUAUGGCUAUGACCCACGAAAUGACCCAUCGAGCUAUAUUUAUCAAACUAUAGAUUUUCGAGAUAAUUAUUAUAGAGACAUAAAUACAAAAAAUAUUGAAGAAAUGAAUAAACCUAUUAUAAAAAAAAAAAAUAUUCUCGACCAAACGAUAACUAAUAUAAUUAAAAACAUAAAUGAAGGAAACAUAAAUUUUUCAAACUUUUCAAGUGAUAAUUAUUCUUAUAUAAAUAAGGAAAGCAUAAUUAGGAUAAAAAGAGAAAAUAUUGCAAAUUCUGAUUUGAAUAUUCAUGAAAAUGAAACAUCAAAUAUGAUGGAGCCCCUUUCUACAUCCAAUGAAGUACAAGACAAUUUUAAAACAUUCAUAGAUACUUCAAAAAAUAAAAAAAAUAUAGAAUCAAAUAAUAGUAAUUUACAUAUUAAAAUUUCUCAUGAAGAAGAUGAUGAGAUUAAUGAAAUUUUAAAAUUUUUAAAAGGAUCAAAUACUUUUCAUCUUAGAAAAAAAUUUUCAUCUGAAAUUCAUUUUUGUGUUAGUCCUUUAAAGUUAUCAACUAUUUAUCAGUAUAUUGAUAUAUUUGAUAAUAAUGUUUUAAGUUAUCUUUCAAGUAUUAAGACCCAAGAUGUUUGUACAAAGGAUAAUGGGUGGAUUAGUAGUAAAGAUAUAGCUAAGAUCCGUGAUAUUUUAUUUGUAAAAUCGAUGACUUUACGUCAAGCUCAUACUAAAUAG